AUGGGCCAACGAUUCUCCGAGUUCCUCCCGCCAAAGACGAAAUGGCUACCAGCCGAAAUGCCAGACAUGACCGGAAAGGUAGCCAUCGUCACCGGUGGCAACACCGGAAUUGGCAAAGUGACGUGCAAGUACCUGCUGCUCAAGAACUGCACCGUCUACCUCUUCUGCCGUUCUGCAGCCAAAGCCCAGGCCGCGAUCUCAGAACUCAAAGCCCAAACGGGGAAAAAAGCCCACUUCAUCCCGUUCGACCUCGCCGAUCUCCAUUCUAUCAAGUCAGCAGCCAGCGUCUUCCUAGAGAAAGAACAACGUCUGGAUGUACUCUUUAAUAAUGCGGGAUUCAUGCAUGUUCCUAUUGCGGAGGUGACGAAGCAGGGGUAUGAUAUGGCUUUUGGGUGUAUGGUGCUCGGUCAUGCAUACCUGACGUUUCUCCUCCUUCCUCUGCUAACGAGCACCGCCAAAUCCUUCGGUUCCGCACGAGUUGUAACACUCAGCUCGAACGGGCACCUAGAUGCCCCUAAGGGGGGGAUCGACUAUUCCACGCUGAAAGAGGGACCCGUAAGACUGAAGAAACUGAACGGCUGGACCGCAUACAUGCAAGCCAAGUGGGGGGAUGUGGUAUUUGCUAAAGAGCUGGCGCGGAGGUACGGCGCGGAAAGGAUCGUCUCGACGUCUUUGAAUCCAGGGGUGAUCGCAGCCGAGCUCGCAAGGCAUCUGACAGUCGUUCCCAUUUUCGCGAGGCUUAUCGCCUUCCCCGCCGACCCUCUAGGAGCAGUGACCCAGCUAUAUGCGGGCACCGCACCCGAGGCAGCGUCCCUGAACGGUGUAGUAUUUCAUCCCUUGGGCGAGGCCGGUCCUGCACGGGCGGAUACGGAUGAUCUUGCUUUGGGGAAAGCGUUGUGGGAAUGGCUGGAAGAGCAGGUGAAAGAUGUUUGA
Dacryopinax primogenitus is the source of this 933-nucleotide messenger RNA. Its product is annotated as NADP-binding protein. The coding region runs from base 1 to 933 and encodes 310 amino acids. The transcript has 5 exons. The record is from RefSeq and is a predicted model, not a curated record. Lineage: Eukaryota; Fungi; Basidiomycota; Dacrymycetes; Dacrymycetales; Dacrymycetaceae.